CCUUUUCGAUUUUUUCAACUUCCUAUCUCUCUCUUUCUUCGCCAUUCUCUCUCUCUCUCCAUUCAUUAUCUCCCUCGCCUCGUCUACGUGUUAGCUGAAGAUUCCAGGAGACCAGCGUCGAUGACCAACGCUUCGUCGUCGUCGGCUAUGACGAGGAUGAAGGACGAGUGGAUGACGGCUGCGCUGAUGUGCGACCAGAUGGUGGCGGAGCUUCUGUUAAGGCUGAAGCAGGCGAAGACGACGGCGUCAGAGAAUCCGGAGGUGAUCCUGCCUCCAUUUCGGUGGGGCGUUCGUCAGAGGCGAUCUCGUUACUCGAGAAUAGCCGGCGUCUUCGUUGCCGGAGGCCCGAUGGAGAAGGAGGCGGAUUCCGUCAGAGGCAGUCCCAUGACUCCGCUAUCGUGGAGCGGCGGAUCCGGAAGUGGCCGUUGCUCCGUUUCUCCUUCCUCCGCCGCAACUGCCGAUGGAUUCGAGGGGACCAGCCGUCAAGCUAGCUGCUCCACAUCUGCAGGAUCCGGAUCCAAGGCUCUCCCCGCAAAUGAAAUAAUCAGUUCCUUCUCUAAGAGAUCUAAGAGAAAGAAGACGUUUCCUGAGCUCAAAGACGAAGAAAACUUGCUGUUGAAUGAAAGAUCGAGUCUGGAAAUGGAGAUAGCAACCAUGCGAACCAAUAUAAAGGAACAGACAGCAACAAAUGAAAUCUUGAAGAGGAUUAAGUUCGACUUGAGAUCAGAUUGUGCGAUCCAAGAUCACGAUCUGAUCAUAGAAUCAAAUCUCGAUCAGGCUUGCAACCCGAUCCCUUCGCGGAGGCACGAGACUUCUCUGGCCGAAGAAGAACCCAUCUCAGGUUAUUGCAGAAGCGGCUGUUCUGAUGGAAGCUUCUUCUUCUUGCUGCCUGAUCUAAACACGGUACCUUCUUCUGAGGAUGAUGUCUGUACGGAGACAUUGUACGACGCGAGCUAAGUUAAUACAACCCAUGUUCGGAUCACAUAGCUUCCACGUUUCGUGGUUAGAGGUUUUAUUCCUCCCUCCCUCUCUCGCGUUCUGUAGAGUCCAUCACCAUUUUCUAGGGUUCUUCUUCUUCUUCUCCUUCACCUUCUUGGGAGCCUGAAUUUUUCCGGCGCUGAGUAGAAUUUUUUUCCAUUUUGUUUUUAAUUCGUUGUAGUUAAAAAUUAAAUGUACAGUGGGAAAUUGUCGUUACAAAGCUUUAAUUUUUUUUUACCA
Tarenaya hassleriana is the source of this 1218-nucleotide messenger RNA. RefSeq lists its product as uncharacterized. NCBI's taxonomy places the organism in Eukaryota, Viridiplantae, Streptophyta, Magnoliopsida, Brassicales, Cleomaceae. The record is from RefSeq and is a predicted model, not a curated record. Bases 121 to 957 code for a protein of 278 amino acids. The transcript has 5 exons.